GCAGGCAGCGUGCGAUUGCGAAGCAGCUUCCUCUACUGACCCCACCAAAUGGUACUGCCGUUAAUCCGAACUCUCUUCUUCAUUUACACUGAGAAAUUACAGUUCCACAUCCUCCCUUCAAUCAUAUCUCCAGAUCCAACCAACAUCAUCUCAACAAAACCACAAUCUACCAUGGAAACCGGAAACUCCACCCAGGAACACUCCCAAACCAAAAAGAACAUCUUCAUACUCUCCGGCCAGAGCAACAUGGCCGGCCGCGGCGGCGUCAGGAACCACCACUGGGACGCCGCCGUGCCCCCCGAGUGCCUCCCCGACCCCUCCUCCGUCCUCCGCCUCGACGCCCACCUCCACUGGCAGCCGGCGCGCGAGCCGCUCCACGCCGACAUCGACGCCAAGAAGACGUGCGGCGUGGGGCCCGGGAUGUCGUUCGCCAACGCCGUCAAGGAGCGCGUGGGGGUAAUCGGGCUGGUUCCUUGCGCCGUCGGCGGGACGGCGAUCAAGGAGUGGGCGCGUGGGAAGCACUUGUACGAGAGUAUGGUGAGGAGGGCGAAAGCGGCGGCGGGCCACGGCGAGAUUAAGGCGGUGCUGUGGUACCAAGGAGAGAGUGACACGUCGUCCCAACACGAUGCUGAGGCGUACAAGGUUAAUAUGGAGACACUCAUUCAUAAUGUGCGCCUGGAUCUUCACUCUCCUUCGCUCCCAAUAAUUCAGGUUGCAAUUGCAUCAGGAGGGGAGAAGUAUAUGGAGACGGUGAGGGAGGCCCAAAAGAGCAUUGAUCUGCCCAAUGUGGUGUGGGUGGAUGCCAAGGGGUUGGAACUUGGCCUAGAUAACCUGCACCUAACCACAGGGGCCCAGGUUCAAUUGGGCCACAUGUUGGCUGAUGCCUAUCUGAAGCAUUUUGGUUCUACUCAACAACCAAUUUCUUACCCGGGGGACUGUCACGAAUCCAGGGAUUUGUGAAAGUAAAAUAAUUAUGUUCAAGUGAAAGUAAAACAAAUGAUGUCCAGGCGCUCUAUUAUCAGGCGUGAUGUUUAACUUUGAGCUUGAUAAUUGUAACUUGUAGCUUUUCCUUCUCCUUUGUCCUCCUACUAUACUAUCUGGAAAAGAUUGAUUGGUGGUCUUUUCUUGUAGGAUGUAAUGCAAGUGGUGCAAAUGGUCUUUUCUUGUGCCUUCAGUAAUGUUAUGGCCUUUGUAACAUUUUUGAGUACCUGAUGUGGUUCUUUACAUGCUCUAUUUUGUCCAA
Molecule: messenger RNA, 1243 nt
Organism: Rhododendron vialii
Lineage: Eukaryota; Viridiplantae; Streptophyta; Magnoliopsida; Ericales; Ericaceae
Product: probable carbohydrate esterase At4g34215
Exons: 2
Coding region: 49-960 (303 amino acids)
Source: RefSeq, a predicted model, not a curated record